This is a messenger RNA of Chara braunii, 1367 nucleotides long. Lineage: Eukaryota; Viridiplantae; Streptophyta; Charophyceae; Charales; Characeae. The record is from the annotation of a GenBank genome assembly.
GUUGGCAUCAAUAUCAUCCGCCUUUCAUCAUCCUUACCGCUUUCGGAGACGUCGUUCCAUCCAUUGCUACUGGAGAGUUUAUCCACGGCUUGACUGAGGAGGGUGCGCGAAGCCACCGCGUGAGGUCGGUAGAAGGGAGGGAGCGCGAGAUUCGAGGACGCGACGAACUGUACGCAAGGUAGAAAGGCGAGAAGGCGGACUGCGGAGCUGAAGACCACGACCAUGGCUCGCCCUGUGAAUGGUGUGGCGGCUAUGGCGGCCUUGCUUCUGGUCGCGGUUGUGUGUGUUGCGGUCCCCGCACGAGCGCAACCUCCGUUGGUGACCAUCGACUCCGUCACCUUUACGGGCUCGGGCUGCAACUGGGGGAACACCAACUACGUGCUGUCGAACGACUACAAGAUCCUCACCGUCCUGUUCGGCGGUAUGAUUGCCACGACGGACUCUGGGCUGGCGGGCAAGCGCAAGAACUGCCAGAUCUCGCUGGGCUUGAAGUAUCCCAACGGGUUCAGCUUGACGCUGGGGAAGGUGACUGGCCGCGGCUUCGCCGACGUUGGUUACAGCUCCACGGGCACCUAUCAGACGAGCUACUACAUUUCGGGACAAACUGGGACGUCGUACGCGACACGCACGAUCCAGGGCCAGUUCACCGGCAACUACGAGUUCACGGACGAGCUGUCGAGGCUCAUCUGGAGCAACUGCAACAAUGCUCCCAACCUCAACAUCAACUCGGAGGUGCGAGUGAAUGGAAAGAAGGCCGUCAUGACGCUGGACUCCUCGGAUCAGAAAUUCGAGCUCUCGUUCAGCAUCGACUGGCUGGCCUGCUGAUGAUGCUCUCACUGCACUCGUCGUGUACGGGUUGUCGUCCGCCGGGCGGAGUCGUUUCGUAAUGUUACGUUGUUCUUUAGAGAGUAACGGGUAGUAGCAAGGGCAGACGGUCCUUGGUUUUUGUCGGAGCGAGCGGGGAUGUGUGCUUCGAGCUUAGCAAGUUCGCCGGUUGCUCUGGGUGGUAGCACCAGUCAUCAAAUGUAUAUCUUUCGUAUGCUUAGGAAGCGACUGUUAGAUAAGAUGAUGUCGGGCACUCAUCAGAUCUUUCGGCUAGAACCCAAAAAGUGUAAGAAAAUGUUUGGUGUAACAAUCGCUCCUCAUCCCGCAGGCAGGCGUCGUACCAUUCUCUCUCUCUCUCUCUCUCUCUCUCUCUCUCUCUCUCUCUCUCUCUCUCUCUCUCUCUCUCUCUCUCUCUCUCUCUCUCUCUCUCACGCUUUCGCUCGCUCGCUCGAUCACUGUCUGUCUCGGGAAACGCCUCUCGACCUCUCGGAGGAUAUGUUUGACACAAUGGGCACGAUCUUCUUUGUUGUGUUCUUCGACAC